UUCUGUGGCUGCUAUAAGCUCGUGUUUAUUUUCCUCUCACUUAAGGAAAGGAUUGAUUCCUUUGGGACGGGAAAUAAAUCACUUCAGUUUGACCAAGGGUGAAGGAUUUGGGGAUCCUCUAGAUUUACUCACUUUAUCUGUUUAUUUUAUCUGUUUUUUUGUUCUGGCAGGAAAAAAACGACGAUAAAAGUUGUAGGACAUGAUACUAGCCUAUUUGAUAAGAGAUCUGCUUGAUCGUUGUUUGAAAGAAACGUCGGCGCAGAUUAUAAAUCAUUUCGUAUUGUUUCCACUGUGCGUCUUGGUGACACCGGGAUCUGUCUAGCUUUGCCAGACUCUCUCUCUCUCUCUCUCUCUCUCUCUCUCUCUCGCUCUCUCUCUCUCUCUCUCUCUCGCUAACGCACACAUACACGCACACGCGCAGGCGCGCGCAAUAAGGGUACCUGAGAACACCAUUAACGGGAAGAGAAACUGAGAAAUCUAGGUUUCAUGUUUGGGAUUCAGGAGAGCAUCCAAAGGUGUGGGAGUAUUUUGAAAGAAGAACCCAUCGGAGCCGGCAUGAACACUGUCCGAACAUGGAUUCAAGGCGCCGGGGUGCUGGAUGCGAACACGGCCGCGCAGAGUGGAGUGGGACUGGCCCGUGCGCACUUCGAGAAACAGCCGCCCUCAAAUCUUCGGAAAUCCAACUUCUUUCACUUUGUUUUAGCUCUUUAUGAUCGACAAGGUCAGCCGGUGGAAAUAGAGAGAACCUCCUUUGUCGGAUUUGUUGAAAAAGAGAAGGAGACUACAGGAGAAAAGACAAAUAAUGGGAUACAUUACAGACUGCAACUUCUCUACAGCAACGGCAUCAGAACAGAACAGGAUUUUUAUGUAAGACUAAUUGACUCCAUGACUAAACAGCCCAUCAUCUACGAAGGUCAAGACAAGAACCCAGAGAUGUGCCGUGUACUCCUGACUCAUGAAAUCAUGUGCAGUCGAUGCUGCGACAAAAAGAGUUGUGGAAACCGCAAUGAGACACCCUCUGAUCCAGUCAUCAUUGACAGGUUUUUCCUCAAGUUUUUCCUGAAAUGCAAUCAGAACUGUCUGAAGAAUGCAGGAAAUCCACGAGACAUGCGCCGCUUUCAGGUGGUUGUGUCAACGACAGUGAGUGUAGAAGGACACGUUUUGGCUGUUUCAGACAACAUGUUUGUGCACAACAACUCCAAACAUGGCAGACGAGCUCGACGACUGGACCCAUCAGAAGGAACGCCAUCAUAUUUGGAGCAUGCAGCUGCACCUUGUAUCAAAGCCAUUAGUCCCAGUGAAGGCUGGACAACAGGAGGUGCUACUGUCAUCAUCAUUGGAGACAACUUCUUUGAUGGAUUGCAAGUCAUCUUUGGAAGCAUGUUGGUCUGGAGCGAGCUCAUCACACCUCAUGCAAUCAGAGUUCAGACCCCUCCUCGCCACAUUCCUGGGGUGGUAGAGGUCACACUCUCCUAUAAGUCCAAACAGUUUUGCAAGGGCACACCAGGAAGAUUCAUCUACACAGCCCUGAAUGAGCCCACCAUAGACUAUGGUUUUCAGCGGUUACAGAAAGUGAUACCUCGACAUCCGGGAGACCCUGAACGCUUGCCAAAGGAGGUGAUUUUGAAAAGAGCAGCAGAUCUGGUGGAAUCGCUUUAUGGGAUGCCUCAUAAUAACCAGGAAAUCAUUCUUAAAAGAGCGGCAGACAUUGCUGAGGCCCUGUAUAAUGUGCCACGAAGCCACAACCAGCUCACUGGUCUCACUAACAGCUCUGUCCAUACAAGCAUGAUGGGAGGUAAUUCCUUUACUGGGCAGCUUGCCGUGAAUGUCUCAGAAUCAUCUCAAGGUGGAAACCAGGGUUUCGGUCGUAACACAAGUAGUGUAUCACCACAUGGCUAUGUACCCAGUUCAACCCCUCAGCAGAGCAGUUACAGUACAGUAUCUACUAGCAUGAAUGGCUAUGGUAACAGUGGCAUGACCAACCUGACUGGCUCCCCAAACUUCUUGAAUGGCUCUGCUGCCAAUUCACCCUACGCAAUUGUCCCCUCCAGCCCCACCAUGGCUUCCUCCACCAGCCUACCCUCAAACUGCAGCAACUCCUCUGGAAUCUUCUCCUUCUCUCCGGCAAACAUGGUUUCAGCUGUGAAACAAAAGAGUGCUUUUGCUCCUGUCAUUCGACCACAAUCUUCACCUCCACCUACAUGCACCAGCACCAAUGGAAAUGGUGUUCAAGAUCAGUCUUUUGUUGACUCUAACAAGUACUCCACAGCCAGUGCACUCCAGGGCCUGGCCUUCUCCUGAAUUAUCCCUGGAAUGAUUGUUCAUCAGAUGUAGUGAACAUUUAAGCAUGUGUGUGAGAAAAACUACAAACUCAGGCCCUUUUUAAACAUUCUUCUUUGAAACAAAAAGAUACAGUGAGAGAACAAUAUUAAAUAUUGAACUGAGCUGUUGUACCUCUCUGUUUUUGAUGUUUCAAUUUGUACUCACCUUUUAGACACUUUUUAAGAUAAUGAGCAAUGGCACAGACUAGCUCACCUGCCCAUCUACACUAUAAUGUGAGAGGUAUAUAUUUAUUUUUUUUAAGAAAUGCAGUUACUCAUUUGCCCUCAUUUUUGUGUUUUGUGUGUAUUUUUAUGAAAUAAUCUGACACAAUGUUGCAGUGUUUUCUAUUAAUGAUUCAACUGUAAAUAAAAACCAAACACCAAACUAUUUUCAAGCAGAAAUAUUCCAAUGAAUUUGUGAAAUUGCAUUUGAAUUUAAAAAGUCUUUACUUAAUAUGCAAUAUGCACCAGCAAUGAGAAAUCAUAUCAAAAUUGCAGUGAUGGAAAAGAAGAAAAUCAUUUGCCUUGUUACUUUUAUGUGCUAAAUUUCACACUUAUAUUUGCUGAGACAGAGCUAAUUUCAUGACUUCAUCUUUUUUUUUAAAAGGUGUUUUAAUUUUUUUUUUUAAUAGAAAACAAUUACAGACGUACUAAUAAAAGAAAAAAAAAAACUCACUUUGUCAAGCUAUGAUAGAUUGUGCCACUGUAUAAACAAUUCUAUGCCAGUGGUUUGCAGUCUUUAACAUGGGGACCCACCACUGCCUUACUGAAACAUUAAAUAUUCUGCAUGUCUCUAUGCUGAUGUGCAGUACAUGGCCCAAUAUGCCCUUUUUACGAUGUCACACAGCUUCCAUUUGACUCGAAGCAGUGAAUCUGUAUGUCCACCUAUACAGUGUUAACAACAGAGAAUUUACCCAGUCGUAAAUAUAUUUACUAUAGAAAAAUAUAACUGUGUGAAGAUGGCCAAUACAAGCAUUUUUGUGCUUGUAUAGUUGUUUUAAAGGUGUUUAACAGCUGACUAACAGAUGCAUUUAUAUUAUUCGGGUCAUUAUUACUAUAAAGUGCCUAUGAGACAUCAAAAUUUCCAAAUAAAGUUUGAGAUUUUAUAUUUAACCACAUAUUUCUUGUAUUAAUUAGACCAUAGGCUGUAAGAAAUAAAUUUUGGUCAAGCUCCUGUACUUUAUACAAACAAUCUGCAAGCUGGAAAACAGUAAACAAGCCUCAAAUUGUGUCAACCCUGCCAUGGACAAAUUCAAAGCAGUUUGUUUAUUUUAAAGAAGUAUAUGUUCAUUGCAGUGUGUUUAUAAAAUGUAGAUUUUCAGAAAGGUGUCGCUUUACCGACCCAACCCAAGAUUAUGUAAAAAGUCUAUUUAUGCUAAUGAAGGAAAGGAAAAAAAUAUUUUUUCCCCGAAUAAAUAUGCAAUCGUUUCACACUCUUUUCAAAAUAAAACUCAAGAUUGAAAAUAUUUUGUCAAUCUUUCAAACAAUAUUAACUAGCCCUUAUUGGUUAAUUAAGAAACCACACAAUAUUUUUUUUUGCUGAGGUUUUAAAUAAUUUGUUUAUUUUCAUAAAAAACAACUUGAUAGUAGACAAAGGCUUUAUUUAGUGAAGUAAAUAUAGAGGAACAUUUGAAAAGCAACAGGUAUAACAAUACAUUUUAAAGGGUUAAUAUAAUAGAGUUGUUAAAGUUUUUAAGAAUUCAACUUUUCUUUUCACUAACUAUACUGCAAACCGCUGAGCCACCAUGCUGACUCUUCUAUUAUCAAUUAGGUUUUAUCAAUAUGCAAAUUAAUGGGAAAAUAAACAAUUAUUGUCCUUCAAAUUAAACUAACUUUGCUAAUGAAUGUUAAUAUUUACAUUGUACAUUGUAUUGGAUGAGUAAAGGGAAUGUUGGAAGCAACUCAAGUUAAACACCGUAAUAAUACUGUUUUUAUUGUUCAGAAUAAGGUAAAUAAUUAGAUUACAGAUGUUCACAUAAAUGUACAAAUACUUAGGGCUAUAUUUUUUUAUUUCAAACUGUCAAUGAGCUUCAUUAUAUGGAUUUUAAAAGGAUAUUCUUAAUAUAGACUGAGUGUUUAAGUGUUGAAACAUAAAAAACAUUUAGUAAUUAACAAUAAAAUAUAAAAUAAAAAAUAAAUAAAUCAUUUAAUCAAUAACACUGCAUUUUGUCCACCCCUGUCAAGGAAGGAUUUGUGACAGGUCGGAUAAUGACAGGGGGUACAUUUAAUAAUAAAUGCAACUAAAGAUAGCAUUUAUUCAAUGUUGUACCUGCAGUUGGCAAAGUGUUUCCCUAUUUAAGCUCUUUGUACACAAUUUAAAAGCUAUGUUUUAAAUGAAGAUCUUAAUAUUUCACUAUGACAGGGUGGACAUGUUUCAAACACAAUAUGAGGAAAAAUAGGAAAGUGCAGAUACUUAAUGUGUGCACAUCAGAUGUUUUAACCUCCUUGGGGAUGCCAAUGAGUACAUCAGAGGGUUUUUCAAAGGGGCAUUUACAACUUUUUUUUUUCUCAAAUAACUUGUUAAAGACAAUAAGAAUACUUAAAAAAUCUCACUGAAGUUGGCUGAGCAGUGUGUGGGAAAUGGCAAAAUCAGAUCCAUUCAAUGAAAGAAUAUGGCAAAAGUUUAAUAAAACAAACUUCAAAACACAUAAUUCUACCUGCAUUUGUGUAAAGUUUUUACCAAUUAUAUUAAAACAUCAGAAUUUCAUUAUUUCACAUUACGUUUAUAUUGGAGUGACUCAAUCUUGUGGGACAUCAAAGGCACUUUAGAGUAAUAAUGAUCCAUUCACAUUCUAUGCACUGGUCAGUUGUCUGCAUUUUUGUCUAAAUAAGUUUAUUGUAUAUUUAUUAGCAUAUUAUUGUAUAUUUAAGAUUCAAAUAAAUCUAUAUAGAGUAACAAUAUCAUAUUUGACUGUUACUAAUCAAACAAAACCUUUCUAAAAUAUUUAUUUAGAUGUGUGCAGGGCUGAGAGGGCCCAGAACUGUCAUUAGAAGUAAAAUCUAUGUAUAAAUUCAAGUAUACUUACCUUAAGAAACAAUAGCAUACUGUAAUAAGAUAUUACUAUAAUAAUAAUAAUGAUGAUAAUAAUUAUAGCUUGUGGAAAUAAUUAAAUAAAUAAUGCAUGGAUAAUAAUAAUAAUAAUAAUAAUAGCAUUAUAAUAUUAAUAAAUAAUAUUCAAACAGGAUAUUCAGAAAGCAGUUUAGUAUUGACAAAAGUAAAGAGAAACAUUUGGACACAAUCUCAAUACUUUAAUUGUCUUGAAUAACAGCAUGCUAAUUUGUAAAUCAUAAAAAAAAGUAAAAAUGGAACUACCGAUACACUACUUUGCAGGAAAGGUGUAAGUUAAGUGACCUCAUUGUGAAAAGGGUCUAUUGAACCUGUUGAUAAAGCUCACUCCUAAUAAGGCCAAUCAUAGGAAUCAUGUGUGUUAAAGAAGGCGGACACAAAAUGUUUAGAGCAAGGACCCGUAUUGAAAAAAGGGAUCCAUAGGGAUUUGUUGUUUAUAUUUAAAUGCCUCAUUGCUUAAAACAUUCAUGCAGUUUAACCUGCAUGUUUGAAUCAAUUUGAAAUUAACUGAAAGUAUUAGGUUCACUUCCAAAAAAGAAAACUUUACCACCUUACUUACCGUAAAUUUUUUAAGAAAACAUUCAGGAAUUUCUAGAUAUUGUAAGAAAUUAAUAAGCAGUUUAUACAUACUACCACAAAUACUACUUGACAUACCCAGUAAACACAUAGAUGAUGUACUAUAUGAUAUGAUAUCCUAUGGUAUUUUCUUACUUUUUAUGGUUAAUAAAAUGAUUUAAAUUAA
Messenger RNA from Danio rerio (zebrafish), 6130 nucleotides. The record is from RefSeq and is a predicted model, not a curated record. NCBI's taxonomy places the organism in Eukaryota, Metazoa, Chordata, Actinopteri, Cypriniformes, Danionidae.